AUGAUAUUCGGAUUCGGAACCUUCAACAAGAGAGAUAAUACCGCAUCACCAACUCCACCUCCCACGGCAUCAGCAACUAGUCAAACAACUUCAACAACUACAGGCACAAUAAAUGCACCAUCUUCAACUAAUCCAUCAUUUGGAAAUGAAGAAUAUUCUACCGGUGGAGGGAAUAUCAAAUUUCUUCCAAAGGGGCUUGCGAGUGGAACACCAACCACAGCGGUAUCUAGCAAUUCUAUGGUAUAUGGAACUACAUCAAUUAAAGCAUCUAAUAGUCCUGGUAAUUACCUAAACCAAACAUUCAAAUCAAAGAAUGAAUAUCAACAACUGCCGCAGCCAGAAGCAUAUACACCCUCAUCCUACGCACAAACUCAAGUACACCCGCAACAACAACAACAACAACCAUCACCACAGCCACACCAACAACAAACCAAUCAGCCACUUUCACAAUCAUCUACACAAGAAGAACUUCAAGCAGUUCAAGCAUUCACAAAUGGUCAACCGAUGAUUAUAACCACUGAUGAAACUGGGCAAACAGUAAAUGCCAGUUCUAAAAAUUCCCAACCAAAAGGAAAAUUAAAAAUCACAAUUAUUGAAGGUAGAGAUCUUAAUGCAACACAACCAUAUGUAGUAUGUACAUUUGAAAGUUCUGAAUUUGUUACUAAUGCUGCGGAAUCAUUUGGGAAAUCCCCAUCAUUACUUGCACAUCAACCAUCACAUCAUCCCAAGAAUCAUGUGAAUGCCAAUCAUCAUAGUGGGAUACCAAAAGCAUUACCAAUGAGAAGUUCAUCCAUGUUACUAGCUAAUAAUAAUUCUUCUAGACCAUCAUUAUAUCAACGGCAAUUAUCAACUCCACAUUUGAAUUUAAGUAAUGAAUCAACCAAUCCUAUUUGGAAUCAUGAUGCUAUAUUUGAUGUAGUGGGGUCUAAAUCUGAGCUUGAUAUUUCCGUGUAUGAUGCUGCUAAAGAUGAUGCAUUUUUAGGACAUGUAAGAAUUUCUCCAUCAACUACUGUGAAUAAAAAAAGUAGUAGUGAAUGGUUACAAUUAGGAGCUAGAAUUGUUGGAGAGAGAGUGAUCUCGGGUGCGAUUCAAAUUAGAUGGGAAUAUACUUCUUUAGAUAAGAAGAAAUCAUAUGGACCUGAUGAUUUUGAAUUCUUGAGAUUAUUAGGAAAGGGAACCUUUGGACAAGUUUUCCAAGUGAAAAAGAAAGAUACUGGAAGAAUAUAUGCCAUGAAAGUUUUAUCCAAGAAAGUUAUUGUUAAGAAGAAGGAAAUUGCCCAUACCAUUGGAGAACGAAAUAUUUUAGUCCGGACAUCAGCAGCAGCAUCACCAUUUAUUGUUGGAUUAAAAUUUUCAUUCCAAACUCCGACAGAUUUAUAUUUAGUUACUGAUUAUAUGUCAGGAGGAGAAUUAUUUUGGCAUUUACAAAAAGAAGGUAGAUUUGCUGAAGAUCGUGCCAAAUUUUAUAUUGCAGAAUUAAUAUUAGCAUUAGAACAUUUACAUGAUAAUGAUAUUGUUUAUCGAGAUUUAAAACCAGAAAAUAUUUUAUUGGAUGCAAAUGGUCAUAUUGCAUUAUGUGAUUUUGGAUUAUCUAAAGCAAAUUUAAAUAAUGAUGGUACAACCAAUACAUUUUGUGGUACAACUGAAUAUUUGGCGCCAGAAGUAUUAUUAGAUGAAUCAGGAUAUACCAAAAUGGUUGAUUUUUGGUCAUUAGGUGUAUUAAUAUUUGAGAUGUGUUGUGGUUGGUCACCAUUUUAUGCCGAUAAUACUCAACAAAUGUAUAAAAACAUUGCAUUUGGAAAAGUCCGUUUCCCUAAAGAAGUCUUAAGUCCAGAAGGAAGAGCAUUUGUCAAAGGUUUAUUAAAUAGAAACCCCAAACAUAGAUUAGGUGCCACUAAUGAUGCCCGUGAAUUAAGAGCCCAUGCAUUUUUCAAUGAUAUUGAUUGGGAAUUAUUACGUAAGAAAUCAAUUCCACCACCAUUCAAACCUCAUAUUACUUCGGAAACAGAUACAUCUAAUUUCGAUCCUGAAUUCACUUCUGAAUCAACUACUUCAAUCUUAAAGAAACAACAAUUGGAAAUGGCCUCCACUACUCCAUUAUCCCCUGGCGUACAAGCGAAUUUCAAAGGGUUUACAUAUAUUGAUGAUUCUGCUAUGGAUGAUCAUUUCUUUGGAAAUAAUAAAUCAUAUAGAAUGAAUGCAUUUAAAGGACCUGGGUCAUUCAUACCUGGAAAUCCAAAUUUACCACCGGAUGAAGAUGUGAUUGAUGAAGAGAUUGCGGAAGAGGAUGAGAUGGAGAUUGAUGAGGCGGAAGAAGAAGAUCAUCAAAUGGAUUAUGAAUUCGUGAAUGGAAGAUUUGAUCUUUAG
Molecule: messenger RNA, 2367 nt
Organism: Hemisphaericaspora subhashii
Lineage: Eukaryota; Fungi; Ascomycota; Pichiomycetes; Serinales; Debaryomycetaceae
Gene: SCH9
Product: serine/threonine protein kinase
Exons: 1
Coding region: 1-2367 (788 amino acids)
Biological process (GO): protein phosphorylation
Molecular function (GO): ATP binding; protein serine/threonine kinase activity
Source: RefSeq, a predicted model, not a curated record